Penicillium paradoxum is the source of this 2346-nucleotide messenger RNA. RefSeq names its product OPT family oligopeptide transporter. Gene Ontology annotation, molecular function: oligopeptide transmembrane transporter activity. The coding region runs from base 1 to 2346 and encodes 781 amino acids. Lineage: Eukaryota; Fungi; Ascomycota; Eurotiomycetes; Eurotiales; Aspergillaceae. Gene Ontology annotation, cellular component: fungal-type vacuole membrane. The record is from RefSeq and is a predicted model, not a curated record. The transcript has 2 exons.
AUGGAUGGCAAUGCCUCCGAACAGAAUAGCCGCUUAGUGGAAAGGCCGUCCUUGGACCAGCCGCCUACAGAUCCCAUCAAUGAUUCCAGAACAAACGGCCAAGCUCCCGCCACGUCCCCGCAGAGCUUCACCCUGCGCUCGCUCCUUGUCGGUCUUAUUAUAGGUGCCCUUAUCACAUUUUCGAACACAUACUUUGGCUUGCAGACAGGAUGGAUCAGCACAAUGGCCAUGCCCUCAGCCUUGAUCGGCUUUUCGGUCUUCAAGGUUCUAUCCAAGCACCUCUCCUUUCCUUUCACGCCCAUUGAGAAUGUUUUGAUUCAAACGGUUGCGGGUGCAGUGGGGACAAUGCCUCUUGGUUGUGGAUUCGUUGGCGUCAUACCUGCCCUGGAGUUCCUGCUGAAGCCUGGGGAUGAUGGGCCCGAAGGCGAUGGCGGAGAAGGCGAGGGAGGCCCUUUGAACCUCGGCUUUUGGAAGCUCGUCAUUUGGAGUCUUGGAGUAUGCCUCUUUGGGGUUGUAUUUGCGGUUCCACUGCGAAAAGAAGUCAUUGUCCGAGAGAAGUUACGAUUUCCGAGUGGUACUGCCUCGGCCUUGAUGCUCAAGGUCUUGCAUGGCUCUGGAAGUAACGAAAAAAUUGUAGCUCCAGAGAGUUCCCGUGCAGGGGUAUUGAAUACAGAGACAGGGGCUGCUGGUCAGUCACAAGAGGACAUAGGUCUCUUGAAAGAUGGCGAUGCUGAAGAUCAAGCUUCCAAGGAGCAAGAUUGGCGAUCAAAGAUGCGUCUCUUGGUCGGGGCGUUCACGGUAUCUGGUGUCUAUACUCUGUUCUCCUACUUCGUCCCUCUAGUCCGAAAUAUUCCUUUGUUUGGCGCCAGCCUAGCAAAGAACUGGUUAUGGACUCUCAACCCGUCGCCCGCAUAUAUCGGCCAAGGCAUCAUCAUGGGUCCAUCAACGUGCAUGCACAUGCUUUUCGGAGCAGUCCUCGGGUGGGGAAUCCUAUCGCCACUGGCCAAGAGUCGCGGCUGGGCUUCUGGCCCAGUGAACGACUGGGAAACUGGCAGCAAAGGAUGGAUUCUCUGGCUGUCGCUAGCUAUCAUGCUUGCUGAUUCGCUCGUUAGUCUAGGGUGGCUGAUAGCCAAACCCAUUGUGAACCGUUCUCCAAGAUGGAUAGCUUGGUUCAAAUCCACUCGUGUCGGACAGUGGGUUGCGCUUCGACUGCAAUCUUCUCAACACUCAUAUAUCAACUACUCUGCUUUGGAGUCGGAAUCACGUCCUUUCUAUCAUGAGGGAAAUGAUUCUCAGCGCACAGGAAUGACUACAGGCGCAGAGGAAGAGGAAGAGGAAGAUGCACCAGCAUCUCAACUCAUUUCUACUCGUACAGUAGUCAUUCUACUUCCUUUAACUCUCCUUUUAAACGUUGCAUGCAUGCACAUCGUCUUUGGUGACAUCAUCUCUCCCUUUUUAUCGACAUUAGCAACUCUCUUGGCAGUGCUCCUGUCCAUCAUGGGUGUCCGGGCUCUGGGCGAGACCGAUCUCAACCCAGUAUCGGGCAUUAGCAAGCUGACACAACUUAUCUUCUCACUCGCGACACCCGCAUCUCAUUUUUCCAGACGAACUGCCCUUGUGACCAACCUACUCGCAGGUGCGGUCUCUGAGUCAGGGGCUCUGCAAGCCGGUGACAUGAUGCAAGAUUUGAAAACCGGGCAUCUGCUCGGCGCGAGCCCCAAAGCCCAGUUUUAUGGCCAGAUGAUCGGCAGCCUUGUAGGUGCAGUUUUAUCUACUGCCGUAUACAAAUUGUACGUGAAUGUCUACGAAGUUCCGGGCGAUAUGUUCCAGACACCUACUGCGUAUGUUUGGAUCUCCACCGCUCGCCUUGUGACUGGUCAAGGGCUACCUGAUAUGGCCUGGCAGGCUUCCCUAAUCGCUGGUAUCGUCUGGGUCAUUAUUACUACUGUGAGGAUCGCAGCCGCAUCUCCUGCGUAUGCACAUAACGGAAACCCUCCUCCUUGGAGAUCUUGGAUCCCCGGUGGUAUUGCUGUCGCAGUCGGCAUUUUCAACGAACCUUCAUUUACUCUAGCAAGGGCCAUCGGAGGUAUAAUUGCAUGGUGGUGGUCGCGGAAACAUCAGCACCAAACCACUAGCCAGGGAGUUGCCGGCAACGCCACUGGCAUUGGCUCUCCCGUAGAGUCUGAGCUGCAGUCUGGACAGCGAUCAUCAGCCGAGCAAGCAUCUGAAAAGGCCGAUGCCGCUGCCUCCACUGUUGUUGUGCUUGCUUCUGGUCUCAUUUUGGGCGAAGGUAUCAUGAGCAUUGUGAACCUUCUCCUUGCAAGUGGACGUGUUCCACAUCUUUGA